Messenger RNA from Rhineura floridana, 6828 nucleotides. RefSeq names its product C2CD2 like (gene C2CD2L). Lineage: Eukaryota; Metazoa; Chordata; Lepidosauria; Squamata; Rhineuridae. Bases 619 to 2748 code for a protein of 709 amino acids. The record is from RefSeq and is a predicted model, not a curated record. Gene Ontology annotation, molecular function: phosphatidylinositol transfer activity; phosphatidylinositol binding. Gene Ontology annotation, biological process: positive regulation of insulin secretion involved in cellular response to glucose stimulus. The transcript is spliced from 14 exons. Gene Ontology annotation, cellular component: cytoplasmic side of apical plasma membrane.
CGGACCAGAGGGUCGCGGACCUACAGAUAUACUUCGCACGCCCCAAAGUAACCCCCUCCAUUACUUCGGGUGCCAGAGGAGCUCCUUUGGCGCCGCCAAGCAGAUCCCGCCACCGAGUCUCAAAACCUCCCCGCUCUCUUACCAGCCAGGCGGGCCCGUGAAAAAAUCUCCCGGCGCUGCUCUCGGCUGGCGGCGCAGUCCCUCCUGCUCGCGGCUCCCCUUCUUGGCGGCUGGUUCCCUUCGGGGGUCGCUGGCUGAGCGCUGCUGUUCGGGCUCCCGGCGCGGGCGCUUCUGCACCUUUAAGCAGACAGAGGGAGGGGAGAGGAGGCGGCGGCUUUGGCCCGGCCCAGCCCGGCCCAGCCAAGUUCCUGCCGCCCGCGCGCCCGCCCCGGACAGCCAGUCUCAAGCCCCAAUCGCGCUCCGCCCAGCGCUGUUCGCUGCGGCCGUCGGGAGAGAGGGAAGGAAGGAAAGAAGGAGAGGAGGCGCAGCGCUCCUGCCAUGUAGAUCGACGCCGGCACGGAAGGCGGUCAGGCAGGAAGCAGCCGUCGCUCGCCGGCGUUCCUCGAAGCACCUGUCCAGGGGACCGCGAUGCGCCCCGACGCCCCGUGAGCCGCCGCCAUGGAGCCAGACCCGGGGCUGGGCUGGGGCUGGGCGGCCCUGGUGCUGCUUUUCGCUGCCUCCCUGCUCACUGUCUCGGCCUGGCUCCUGCAGUUCGCCCGCGGCUUGUGGCGCGUCCGCGGCCAGGCGACUGUGGGAGACGCGCCGCAGAGCAAAGCCGCUGCCGUCGCCGCCGGUGGCCUCUGGGCGUCCCUGCUGCGCUUGGGCUCGGCCCGGGAAGGCGCCGCCGUCUCCGACGCAUCGGGGGCCCGCGGCUUGCUGGCCUCGCUCUUCGCCUUCAGAGCUUUCCGCGAGAACUGGCAGCGGGCCUGGCUCCGAGCCCUCAACGAGCAGGCCCGGCAGCACGGGAGCUCAGUCCAGAUCACAUUUGAGGAGAGUCCUCAGCAACUACCAGCUGUAAAGAUCAACCACGUGACCUGCACAGACCAGUCGGAUCGCAGUAUGAUGUUGCGUUGCCACCUUUCAGCGGACACCCUGCAGUUCCCGGUCUCAGUCACUCAGCAGUCUCCAGCUGCCGUUUCCAUGGACACCUACCACGUCACCUUGGCUGUGCUGUGGGCCCAGGUGGAGAUCCACCUGGAGGAGAUUCCGGAGGAAGGGCUGCUGGUCUCCUGGGCAUUCAGAGACAGGCCGGAGCUGAACCUGUCGGUCACCCCAAGGCUCCAGCUGCGUGAAGAGAAUGAUGGGAAAGCGGACCUGUCCACCAUAAAGGACCUGAUUGAGGACUCUGUCAUCAGCACGCAGCCUGCCAUGAUGGUGAAUCUGAAGGCCUGUGUAGCUGGUGGAAACGUGGCAUCCUGUAAUGCACGGUCCCAGGGGUCUCCAUCUGGCACAGCAGCUCCCCUGAUGCCCAGACUGCUCCUCCAGCACCUGCGAGCUCUUCACUUGGGCUCUGAGGAGAUGCAAGGAAGUGGGCCACUGUGCUGCCUGGUGGAGCUGGACAGCCCUUGGCAGCAGAAGAGGACUAAGCCAGUGCUCACCAGUAACUCCAGCCCUGCAGCCGAGGUGGAGUGGGCUGACAAGCUCAUUCUGGAGCUUGGCCCAAAGAGCAAAGAGAUGAAGCUGAGUGUGCUUGGGAGCAGCACUUCUGGAGAAGAUGUGCUGUUUGGAUUUGCCACUGUCCCACUGGACUCCCCCUCCCAAGAGCCCCGGGGGCAGCAGCAGUACUUGCUGAGUCCUGGGGCUGUGAAGAAGCUGCCUCCAGCAGCAGCUGUGGCAGUGGAGGUGCUCUAUCAGGAACUGCCAGAGCUUCAGCCAGCCUCGUCGCUGCGCGCUAGCAUCACUCCCACCAAGAAGAUUGAGAUGGACCGCACCAUCAUGCCUGACGGGACCAUCGUCACCACCGUCACUACCAUCCAGUCCAGGCCCAAAAUGGACUGCAAGCUUGAUUCACCCUCAAGGUCUCCUUCAAAGGUGGAAGUGACAGAGAAAGUGACCACAAUGCUUCCAGAAAAUGGCUGUCCCAGCAGUGCUUCUCCAAGCAGUAGCAGAAGCAGUCAUGUGCCCAAUGGGUUGGACCCUGUGGCUGAGACGGCAAUCAGGCAGCUGACAGAUUUGACCAAUAAACCUGCCAAAAAGACGCCAACGAAACGCAGUACCCUCAUCAUCUCGGGAGUUUCCAAGGUCCCAAUUGCCCAAGAUGAGAUGGCCCUCUCCCUUGGCUACGCUGCCUCCCUGGAGGCCACGCUCCAGGACGACUCCAUCACAGCCGGCAUGUCGGAAUAUGCGCAAAGCAUCACAGACCCUGCUCAGCAGCUGGAAGCCUCGUACUCUGCCCAAAGGGCCAGCGGGGAGCUGGAUGAGACCACACGCUCGGACAUCUCCGAGAGGCCCUCAUUGGAGGACAUGGAAUCUGAAACAGGCUCAACGGGCGCUCUGGAGACCAGGAGCCUGAAAGAUCACAAAGUGAGCUUCCUUCGGAGUGGCACUAAACUCAUCUUCCGGAGGAAGAACAAGCAGAAGGAAGCUGGCCUCAGCCAGUCACACGAUGACUUGCCCAACACCGGCGCUGGCUCCUCCAGCAGGAAGAAGUCUGGCAGCUUCUCGCGGCGUCUCAUCAAGCGCUUUUCCUUCAAGUCAAAGUCUAAACCCAAGGCCAACGGCAGCACGUUGGUCAUGGACAAGCACUGAGAAGCUGGUGCUCAGACAGUGUUCACCAGAAGCAUCCUGUUGUCAAUGUUCUCCUCACUCCGUAUUUGCAUCACAGCCCAAAUUCCUCUCUCCUCUAGGGCCUACCUGGAUGGUUGGUGUUUGAUGUUUGGAACUUUUGCCAAGUAGCUACUGUGAACGCCACGGCCUCCUUGUGGCAUAACCCACAAUGGCCCUCUUUGUGGCUGAUCUGUGUGCUCCGUCUUGGAGUGUUUGUGCGUGUGGAGGGGGUAGGAUGCAGACCCCACAUGCUACCUUCAGCCUGAAUUUGAAAUCCUGGGAGUGCAUGAAGGAGAAGACUUAUGGUGGCUUAACACCACCCCUCUUUCUGUGGGGCAUAUCUUAACACUGUUGUGGGGACUGGGCAAUUAGACUAGUUCAUUUGGCUGAGUUACUGGCCUUUGUGAGCUCUACUGCAGUUGCCCAAUUUGUUUGGACAUGUCAAAACGAUAUCCAGGUGAGCCUCCUUGGGCAUUACAGUGGCUUCUUUCCUCUUUCAUGGAAGCAACUGAUGUCACUGUAGCAGGAGCCAACAGAUCUAGUCCUUCGUGGCAGAGGCCCCUGCUGCCCCCGCCACCACCACCUCCUCCUCUUACCUGGCCCAUCGUUUUUGGAGAUGAGAUAAGGGGGAUCCUGCCCAGGUUGCUUUCUUUGCAAUGGGAAUCAGGAAGUCUUCUCUGGAAAGAAGUGGCCCUUCCUGUUCUUUGACUCUUCUCUCUGGGUUUAACGUGAGUGGAAGAACCGCUGCUGAUCCGCCCUGCGUCAGGGCAUGGAAGUGAAGGUGCUGCAGGAUGCUGCCUCCAACUCGCUGAUCAUGGAAAAAGAUCAUUCCAGAGGGACUCAUAAGGAUGACUCUUGAAUUGUGGCGUAGUGCUGAAUUAUCACUCCAAAAACGAGGCCUGGUGUACCGGAGUGGAGUUGAACAGCACCUUUUGUAAAAUCCUCCUGGGUGCUGACAGGCAAUGUAUGUCAUGGGAAACAAGGAAGGAAGGAACUGGUUAGGCUGGGCUGGUCCCUCCCUGCAGGUAGCUGAAAAGGGGUGGGGGUGGGAGGGGAGGGGCUUUCAUGAUAAGGAAACAGCCUCUUGGGUCAUCCAAAAAGUCAGUACUCAGGUUUUGCAACAAUUGCAAAUGACACUUGCCCACAACAAAAUGUUUUUUCCUUGGAAGUUGUGUCUGCAGGGUGUGCAAGAGGAAGGGCUGAUCAGUGAGGGACACAGGAGAAGCCCACCCAAGUAGGCUUGUUUGAGUGCUGCAGAGAUGAGACUUGGCCAGCCACAGCUAGUCUGUAGGCAGCUAGUGUAUCCUCUCUAUUUCUUUUUCUCUUUGACUAGUGUGUGUCCUCAGGCCAAGAGGUCGGCUGCAGCCUCUCAGCAAAUAAAGGCUUGCCCUGUGCUGGGAGUGCCUUGAAAACUCUGCAGUCGUGGCUUCCUGCCACUACCACCCGGAGUGCCCCUAGGUUGCCACUUCAAGUUGAAGGCAGCCCUGCCCUGUGCUCCUCUUUGUUUUGGGGGCCUCCAUCUUCAUCAAGGUCCUGGGCAGCAGAGGACAAAAAGCCAGAAUUCUGGUUUGGGGCUGAAUAAACUAUUGUGAGAAAUCCUCUUGCAGGCUGUGCUGGAGCGAGGCUUCUGGCAGUCGAAGGUGCCCUGGUGCUGCACUCAUCUUAGAGUUGACCUUUAAUUCACCUUCAGGCCAAGCAGAGAUGGAGCACCUGUGGCCCUCCUGAUGUUGUUGGACUCCCAACUCCCAGAAGCCAGCGUGAUGAUGGGAGUUGUGGUCCAACACCUGGAGGGCCAUAGAUGUGUUCCUCCCCCACCCAUUAAGCAAUAACUGUUCUGUGCCAGUGCACAUGGAGCAAAUCUGCCUGUGCAGUGGCUGUCUUGGCCUUGGAGCAGAGACUCCACUGCAUUUUAACAGACUAUUUGAUGAGUCCUUCUUGGGGGGGAAAUGGGGAGGGAAGGGCUCUUAUACAAGAAAUGUUCCACCUGGCACCUGCCAGUUCUGUAUUUUAGCACUGGAGAAGACAGGUAUCACUAGAAGCCAUUUGUGCAGGAUGAUGCAGCAUCCCAUGCCAAUAGUCACACUUGCCCUUGUGCAGGAAGAUGGUGACAGCACAGGCUGAAUCCCCUGGCAUAUUUGAACUGUGAAGAUAGUCUGUGCUGCAUGCAUACCAACCUCCCCCCCCCGCAUGCAUACACACACACACACACCCCUACCUACCUCCUGGGUGAAGCCCCUUCACUUGAAUUAAGCCAGUUUGAACACUGCAGCUUUGUCAGUGUUUCCUAAUUUAUCACAUUUGUCAGUUCACUAAUCAUGGAUUCCGUACAAAUGUUCACUUGAAAGUAGCUGGAUCAGUGGUGCUUGCAGCCUCUGCUGGUCUGGCCAUUUUUUGCAUUUCUGAGUGGGAUGUUGAUUGGACAGUGUUGUGGGAUCGCAAUCUUGAAAAACUAGUCCAAUAGUUACUCUUGCAAUCUGCUUCUUGGGUUUGUAUAAAUUGCUGUGGGUAUAAACCAACUCUGGUGGUAUGCCUGAACAGUGGAUUAGUGGUGGGGAGGGUUGCCUGCAGCUGGGCAUCAUUUUUAGCAAAAGGAAAACCAAAGGUUUCAGCAAGAGGGUGUCAGUCACUGUGGACCUCUUGAUGGCCAAGUUUAACUGCUGCAUGCCUAACAGCUGAUGUUAAGGAGCUUGGCAGAUGAAACCCUCUGGUUGCAGCUCUCUAUGGGUCUUCCUGAUAUCUCUCCUCUUAAGACCCUGGACUUUGGAAUGUUUCUCUGUUCUUAAAAAGAGAGACGUGGCUGAAGGUUCCUGGCCAGAGUGUCCCUGACUGCCUUUUAUGCUAGGAGUUGAGGCAUUAUCAACCUAGGCCUCACCCCAGGCCUAUUCUAGUCCUUUUUUAAAAGGCCACUGACUAGUCAGGUAUAUAUGUGUAUAUAUAACUAAGAGGGAAUUAAACAUAAGAGAUUCCUGGCAAUAGGUAAUGAAGGGUUCCCUAGGCCAGUGACUGUCAAGAGAAUUAAAAACCACAGGCUCAGUACAGCAUUAAUGUGAUAUCUUGAGUACCUUAGACUUGCACCCAUAGUGCAGCCAGCAGCUCGUGGUUUUCCCUUACUACUCAGGAUUUAUCAAUCUGAGAAAUGGGCACAAGGUCUCUCCUUUACAAUAUAUUUUCGUAUGGAAUGAAAUGUGACAGGCUAAGAUGGGGACUGAACAUCAUUUAAGGCCCCGUCAUUGUUCCCUUUCAGUCUCCCUGGUGAAAAAGGACUUUGGCUUUCUUUUGUCAGCUCUUGAACACAACACAGUUUGUGGCCUUGACCUUAAAUCCUCCACCCAAGUCCACUUAGAGCAAUGGAGCCAGCUGGGAUUAGGAAUACUGAAUACUGGUUCAUGCCUCCUGGUUGGCAAGGGUUAGUCUCAGUGCCAGGGGAGGGGAGGGAGAACAUUACUUAGGUUAGCACAAGGGGGUCCUUUCUCCCCUCCCUGCCAGGUCAUCUGCAUUCAGUUUUCUCUCUCCUUGGGCAGGAGGAGUUGCUCUGUUCUUUCUUCGGGCUCCCCAGCAGUUAAUGGCUCCCCAGCAGUUAAUGGCUCCCCAUGAGGCCUGAGGCAGGAUGGUGCAGUAGCUCUGUGUGUUCUCUCUAUCUCACCCCCCCCUUCAGUCACAUUUUUUGGGUGGUGUGGGAUGCUUGGGAAAGCUGAGCUGCCUAGUCUCCCUACCUCCUGCCCCUGCUUAGCUGUUGUCCUCUAGGCUGUGCCACCUUUGUUCACUUGUGCAGGUGCUGGACCAAUCCCCCCAAAAGGAGCCUGACCUCACCUUCCCCCUUCUGUAUCUGAGACCUUCUCUGUGGGUGGAUCACUGUAACCCCCAGAUUGUUUAGAUUGAACGAAAUAGGAACUGUGUAAAUAUCAAAAGGACUAGAGUAAAACACAAUUAUUGAAGGACGAGUGUGAAAUUCUGCACCUUUAUGUAUGUUGGGAAAGUUCCCCUGCUGUGUGAUGGUCUGGACUUUAACUUAUUAAACGGAAUUGGAACUACAAGCGGCCUCCAGCCCGUCUCUCCCACAGC